Molecule: messenger RNA, 1405 nt
Organism: Coniophora puteana RWD-64-598 SS2
Lineage: Eukaryota; Fungi; Basidiomycota; Agaricomycetes; Boletales; Coniophoraceae
Exons: 6
Coding region: 79-1278 (399 amino acids)
Cellular component (GO): nucleus
Source: RefSeq, a predicted model, not a curated record
CGAACAGGCUAGCACUCACUGCACUCCUUUACAUCUGAUAUAAACAAUUGUUGAUACGGUAGGUCAGACCUUGAAGUGAUGUCAUUUGACAGUUUACAGGCGCUAUGCUAUGAUCGGCCACCUGCUGCCGGGGAGAUCCACCUUCAUGACACGCUGAGACGGAUAGAUGAGAUUGCGAACAAGGAUGUUGAAAUGCAGGCACCACUCUCGGAGAAUCUGAGCAUUGUUGUGCUGGAUACGAAUAUACUCCUGGAAUACCUUGAUGUCGUCCGGAAGUUUGUGGAAGAAGUCGAGUCUCAGAACAUCCCUGUGCUUCUGAUUAUCCCUGGGGCGGUGAUUUAUGAACUUGAUGGUCAAAAGAAUCGAGACGGUCUGUCGUGGUUCGCGCGACGGGCGUCAACGUGGCUACUGAAGAAGGUGAAGGAGCGCAAGUGCGUCAAAGGUCAGGCGCUCGACGAGACGUGCAAACCGUCUCGGAAUUGGAAAAAGCGAGAGAUCGGUGAGAGUUCGUGGGACGAACGACGAAAUGACAGCUUGAUUCUGGACUGCUGUCAAUAUUUCAGCAGAAUCCGGCACAAGCGGACGGUGUUAUGCAGCAAGGACAAGUUACUUGCGGUAGAGGCUGAGAGUGAAGGUAUUCAAAACAUUUAUCCGACCGGACAGUUCUGCAGCCGUGCAAUUGCGCAUGCAUUGUAUGGACCCGAGGCCGGUCUGUUCAGGUUUAGUGGCCACCGGCCAAAUUACAAAAACUCGUCGAUCGAGCUAACUCAGGUUCACGUGGAGCAGGAAGACGAUGGGAUGGAUAUAGACGAUGACGCAUCUACUACGGAGACUCUCCAACCAAGUCACGCAUUGGAUCUACUACAUCUACAAGUGAUUGAACACUUCGGGCAACUGCUAGUGGAGUUGGUGAUGCGUGUGGGAGGGCCAGAGCUACAAGAAUGCGGGGAAGGGGUGUCCAGGCACGCACCCCGACACAAGUUGGUUCCGUUCUCCCAAUGGGGUCCUCGAGAGUGCUGCGAAUACCUAGGCGGGAAGAAGAGGAGUAGAAUCAGCCAGAGACGGCCACGGUUGGACGUGUUCCUAACAAAGCCGUAUGCAGAUCGGGGAGCGCGACGGGGCCAGGACUGGUCACGGCGAGAUUGGGAGGUGGCGAUGCAGAGCCUGGGAGACUUGGGGGAGGAGUGGCAAGAGGGGACCAUCCAGGAGUCGAUUCCGUCUGUGCAAAUUCACAUGGAGCGCGUCUUUUCGAUGCCGAUGCGACCUACGGGGCUGUGAACUGCGAGUGUAGAUAAUGGUACGUAUGUAGCAGUAGCCACUAUAGCUACGUAGUACUGCCUGCAUUUGCUGCGGUGCUUGGGGCCCUGGAGCCCGGCCGCAGCGUCAAUCUGAAUCUGUUCUAAAG